Molecule: messenger RNA, 3674 nt
Organism: Triplophysa dalaica
Lineage: Eukaryota; Metazoa; Chordata; Actinopteri; Cypriniformes; Nemacheilidae
Gene: slc2a1a
Product: solute carrier family 2 member 1a
Exons: 10
Coding region: 246-1712 (488 amino acids)
Biological process (GO): response to insulin; monosaccharide transmembrane transport
Cellular component (GO): basolateral plasma membrane; apical plasma membrane
Molecular function (GO): hexose transmembrane transporter activity
Source: RefSeq, a predicted model, not a curated record
ACUCUACGGAUGGCAGUGUCAUUAGCGCACUUGUGCCUGAAUAACUUUGUAAGAAUAACUUGAGAUGACGGAAUUUUUUCAAGGUGACAAGUGGGAUGAUCCGUUGUGGAUAUUAAGGGUUUUGGCUUUCUGAAUUUAGUUCGCGAAUGUAAUAUGCAUUUUUGCUAAGUUUUAAACAAAGACGCAGUUUUAAACAAAGACACAACUAGGACGUCUUACGUUUUUAAUCAUUUUAAACUGCCAUCAUGGACUCCAGUAAAAAGGAAGUAACAUGGCAGCUGUUGAUGGCUGUUGGUACUGCUGUUAUCGGAUCCUUACAGUUUGGCUACAACACUGGAGUCAUCAAUGCACCUCAGAAGAUUAUUGAGAGCUUCUACAAUGAGACAUGGUUUGACAGAUAUGCAGAGUACAUACCUAUAAGCUCACUAACUGCGCUCUGGUCCUUAUCAGUGGCCAUCUUUUCUGUGGGCGGCAUCUUCGGCUCUUUCUCAGUGGGGCUAUUUGUCAACCGCUUUGGCAGGAGGAAUUCCAUGCUCUUUGUAAAUGUUCUGUCCUUCAUAGCCGCCGCUUUAAUGGGCUUCUCCAAACUGGCCAAAUCCUGGGAGAUGCUCAUUAUCGGACGCUUUAUUGUGGGGCUUUACUCUGGCCUGUCCACAGGUUUUGUGCCAAUGUAUGUGGGAGAAAUCGCCCCGACUUCAUUGCGAGGGGCGCUGGGAACUCUCCAUCAGCUGGGCAUUGUUAUUGGCAUCCUCAUGGCACAGAUCUUUGGCAUUAAAGAAAUCAUGGGGAAUUCCACAAUGUGGCCCUUCUUGCUGGGCUUCACUUUUAUCCCAGCUGUCAUUCAGUGUGCCCUGCUGCCCUUCUGUGCUGAGAGCCCACGCUACCUCCUCAUCAACCAAAACGAGGAGGCAAAAGCCAAGACCGCACUUAAGAAGCUACGUGGAACUGAAGAUGUGGGUGCGGACAUGCAGGAGAUGAGAGAGGAGAGCAGACAGAUGAUGAGGGAGAAGAAAGUCACUAUUCUGGAGCUGUUCCGGUCCUCUCUCUACCGUCAGCCCAUCUUCAUCGCCAUCAUGCUGCAACUCUCCCAACAGUUUUCUGGAAUCAAUGCUGUAUUUUAUUACUCUACUGCUAUAUUUGAGAAGGCAGGAGUGUCUGAGCCCGUCUAUGCAACCAUUGGUGCUGGAGUUGUGAACACGGCUUUCACAGUUGUGUCUCUCUUUAUAGUGGAGCGGGCUGGCCGAAGAUCUCUUCAUCUCAUCGGGUUGAUGGGAAUGGCUGUAUCUUCUGUUCUCAUGACUAUUGCUAUGGCACUGCUCGAUCAAGUGACAUGGAUGUCAUACGUGAGCAUUGCAGCCAUCUUCAGUUUCGUGGCAUUCUUUGAGAUCGGACCGGGUCCCAUCCCGUGGUUCAUAGUGGCAGAACUCUUCAGUCAAGGUCCCCGACCAUCUGCCUUCGCGGUCGCUGGUUUCUCCAACUGGUUUGCCAACUUCUUGGUGGGAAUGUGCUUUCAGUAUGUUGAGCAUCUGACAGGGCCCUACGUAUUCAUCAUCUUCACCGUCCUUCUGCUGAUGUUCUUCGUCUUCACCUACUUCAAGGUCCCGGAGACAAAGGGCCGGACGUUUGAUGAGAUCUCAGCAAGCUUCCGUUCCGGGGCAGAAAAGUAUACCCGAGAUGAUCUCAACACACUUGGGGCAGACUCUGCGCUCUGAGACCUCCAUCGUGGUUGUACAUUAAUGCUAUCAACUAACCAAGUGACUGUCCUUGGCUAUAGAGUGCAGCAGUCGUCCCAUAGUUUUGUAGGCCAAAACUCAGAAGCCAGUAAGCAUUUUAGCACUUCUUGUUUCCUCGUCCUAAAGUCAAUAUGUUUGAUGGGUCCUAAAAUAAGGUUUGUGGUUAAUGGAAGCUUAAGAUAUUUUUGUGUUUUGAUGUACGGGAUAAACACACUGAUAAAAGCUCCACUCAUGAUUUUUAAAGACUUUACAUGUCUUGUAAAAGGCUAUUCCUAGGGAUUAAAGAUAUUAUCUAAAAAAUUAUGCAAUUUGGGACUGAUUACAAAUAAAAUGUUAUGUCGAACAACCGUAGUGUAGUCAAUUUAAAGCUUGAUUUGUAUCAUAAACAUCUGUUGAUCAAAAACCUUAUGUUUCGCGAUAAUUCUCAAGCCUGCGGAAAAAAAUCGUAUUGGCUUUUUGUCGAGGUAACCAGUGUGAUGUUAACUUCUGGGUUGGUCUACAAUACAGUAUGUCAUAAGGGGGUAAUUUCACAAUGGCAUGCCAGUGUAUUAGUCCUACUUGGAAUGCAAAAGUUGAUACAGCAUAGGUAUGUUUACUGUCCACACAAUGUCAAUUUUUUAAAUGCAUCAAAUAUCCAACUUAAUGCAUUGUCCAAGUUGUGCAGUAUUAAAAUGAAAUACCAUACUAUCUUUAGCUAUCACACGUGUGACAUUAUGUCAUUGGACUGCCACAAUUUAGAAUAUUUGUAUACACAUCACAACACAAACUUAAUAUGUAUUUAUAUUCUGGAAACUUUUAUGUAAACUUGCAACAUUGUGAGGUCAUAUGACAGCAAUGUACUAUGCUAAACGUUUGUUGCAAACUACAUACAGUUUUUAAAUACCUUUUUAAUAGUAUGCAGCACACUAUUAUGCAUUACAGUAGGCACUAUUAUAGCAUUCCAUCUCAGUUGAGUUAUAGUAGCACAGGGCAGACAUUCAGAGAGCACUCAUGCAAACCUCCAGUGAGUGUUAAUGUCUUUUCGGGGGGUUUUGUCAUUGGGAUGUGAUGAAUGGUUGUCUAAUAGCCUAACAAUGAAUCACUGUGUUUUUUUCUGCAUGUUCACAUAUUGUAUAUUUGUGUACUGCUAGAUCAUUUUGAAUGAAUUAACAUUCAAUUGCACAAUUCAACGUAGGUAUGUUGUUUUUUCUGUUCGCACUUGCAGUUUUAAGGUAUCUUUUCUAUUGCCCAGUCAACACAUAAUGACGCUAUUGUAAAUUCUAUACGUCUCAUGAUGACAGAGCUGCAUAUUAGAGACAUUACGGUGUCAGAUUAUGAUAAGUGUUAACUGAUACUUGAACUGUGACUUUACCAAUUAAGGUUUAUGUCAAGAAUAUUUGAAGAUUAACUGAAGAUUGUAUUCACGUGUGGCGUUUGAGGUUUAUUACAUUUUUAAAUUGGACCAAGCUUUUUGGGGUUCCAUUAUAUUAACUAACUAAAACAAUAUUUCCUUACUAAUUGGCAUAUUGCAGUAUAAAAAUAUUUAUUUGAUAAUUAUAGGUCUAUUCAAAACACUUAUUGGGUUUGAUUUAGCGUGUAUUGUCAAUGCUGUUUUUAAAGUGCAAUACUUGUUCACAUAUUCUUGUUUAUUUAUUCCAUAUAUUACUCAUCAUUAUAAAUUAAACAACUUCUAAUAGAUUUUUACACUUCAUAACUAAAAAUAUGUAUCUUUGUGUAUGAAAGACAUUACAACCAUUUAUCUAGAGGAAAACGUCAAAUAAGUUCAGUUUUGCUAAAGUGUAAUUUUAUAGAUCUGCCUGAUAUUUUUCAUUCUUAGACUUCCUAUAAUAUGAGAACUUGUCACAGAAAUUAGAAUUCCAAAAAUGUGCCAAGACAUUGCUGUGAGAGUAAAGAACUUUUAAAUAUUAUAUUUAGUUGGAAAUAAAAUCAAAUAGAGGACAA